CUGCAAACAGGACAACUACUGCAGCACCACGAUAUAGACACAAUCAUGAGCUCACCCCUACGACCAAGCAUGUCUGCCGCAAACAGAGGCCCAGGUAACGCCGGUCGGCGGAAAAGAGCGAGAGACGACGAAGACGAGAUCAUGUCGUCGUCGCCAGCAGCACUACCCUCGUCGCCCCCUCUACUCCCCACCAACGAGAACGACGAGCUGGAAGAUGACGACCUAGACGCCGAAGACGAUCUGAUUGGCGACGUUGACGAUCUGGACGAGAUGGCCGAAGACGAAGACGGCAUCGACUUGUUUGGAGACAAUUUCAUGAACGACGAGCGCGAACGCGGCAACCAGGAAACAUACCAGGGUCGUAUGAUUGAUGAUGAUGGUGACUACGACGACCUCGACCUGGCCACCCGUCGGCAACUGGAAGCUCGUCUGAACAAGCGCGAUCGGGAGCUGGCUCAAAGACGUCGAAUGCCGGCCGCUUUCAUGCCAGAUGAUGACGAAGAUGAUGGCAUCGACCUCACAAAGCAACCCCGAAGACGCCGACAUCAUUACGAUGAAGACCAAGAAGAUAUGGACCUUGAUGAAAACAUCAUGGAAGAAGAGCUCUCUUUGGAGACCUUGCAAGACGUCAAAGCAUCCAACAUCACGGAAUGGGUGACUCUACCCUCUGUCAUGAAGACCAUCGCAAGAGAGUUCAAGUCAUUCCUAACAGAAUAUAUUGAUGCCAACGGCACUUCAGUCUACGGAACGCGAAUUCGAACUCUGGGUGAAGUCAACUCGGAGACUCUCGAGGUCUCGUAUGACCAUUUGUCCUCAACGAAAGCCAUUCUGGCCUACUUCCUGGCAAAUGCGCCCGCAGAGAUGCUCAAGAUUUUCGAUAAGGCAGCUUUCGAAGUCGUCCGCCUCCACUAUCCGAACUACGAACUGAUCCACCCAGAGAUCCAUGUGCGCAUCUCGGACUUGCCAGUCCAAUACACCUUGCGCCAACUCCGACAGUCGCAUCUCAAUUGCCUCGUUCGUGUCUCGGGUGUCGUUACCAGACGAACAGGUGUCUUCCCACAGCUUCAAAUGGUCAAGUUCACUUGUACAAAGUGCGGUGUCACACUCGGACCUUUUGCCCAAGAAUCAACUUCUGCCGAAGUCAAAUUGACAUUUUGUACGGAAUGUCAAUCGCGAGGCCCCUUCACGUUAAACAGCGAGAAGACCAUUUACCGCAAUUACCAAAAACUGACCCUGCAGGAAUCCCCAGGAACCGUGCCCGCUGGUCGGCUGCCACGGCAUCGGGAGGUCAUCCUUCUUGCUGAUCUCAUCGACAAAGCAAAGCCUGGCGAGGAGAUCGAAGUUACUGCAAUUUACCGCAACAACUACAGCGGUCAGCUCAAUAACAAGAAUGGCUUUCCCGUUUUUGCAACCAUGCUUGAAGCCAACCACAUCAUCAAGACACAUGAUCAGCUUGCUGGUUUCAGACUGACUGAAGAGGACGAGAGACAAAUCAGAGCACUAUCGAAGGAUCCGUCGAUUGUCGAAAAGAUUGUCGACUCAAUAGCACCAUCUAUAUACGGCCACAGAGACAUCAAAACUGCAGUGGCUCUUUCGCUUUUCGGCGGUGUGAGCAAAGAAGCACAAGGCAAGCACAAGAUCCGCGGCGACAUUAACGUUCUUUUGCUUGGUGAUCCUGGUACAGCCAAGUCUCAAGUCCUGAAAUAUAUUGAGAAGACGGCUCAUCGAGCUGUCUUUGCCACUGGUCAAGGUGCAUCGGCCGUGGGUUUGACUGCUUCCGUCCGCCGAGACCCGCUCACUGCAGAAUGGACGCUUGAAGGCGGUGCUCUGGUGCUCGCUGACCGGGGCACUUGUUUGAUUGACGAGUUCGACAAGAUGAACGAUCAAGAUCGGACUUCCAUCCACGAGGCUAUGGAACAGCAGACGAUCUCAAUCAGCAAAGCUGGCAUUGUCACUACUCUUCAGGCACGCUGCGCCAUUGUGGCAGCUGCAAACCCUAUCGGAGGACGCUACAACAGCACUAUCCCAUUCAGUCAGAAUGUCGAAUUAACGGAGCCCAUCUUGUCUCGUUUUGAUAUCCUCUGCGUCGUCAGAGACACCGUUGACCCAGCCGAAGACGAACGGCUGGCAAAGUUCGUUGUCCACAGUCACGGUCGAGCACAUCCUGCCAGACUCAGCGUCGAUACAGGUGACACCGUCGCCAUGGAGAAUGAGGAUACCGACGACGUCAACAACGGCGAGCCAAAACAAGAAGGAGCGAUUCCGCAAGAACUGCUGCGCAAAUAUAUUCUCUACGCCCGGGAGAAGUGCCGACCCAAAUUGUACCAGAUCGACCAGGACAAGGUUGCGCGUCUGUUUGCGGAUAUGAGAAGAGAGUCUCUGGCAACGGGUGCAUAUCCUAUCACCGUCCGUCAUCUUGAAGCAAUUAUGAGAAUCGCCGAAGCAUUCUGCAAGAUGCGUUUGUCGGACUUUUGCACCUCUCAGGACAUUGAUCGUGCAAUCGCAGUGACCGUCGAUUCGUUUGUUGCCAGCCAGAAAAUCAGCUGCAAGAAAGCUCUUGCCAGAGCAUUUGCGAAAUAUACCUUGAAGCGUCCAGAACGUCAACGGACUCGAGUAGCUGGGGCAGGCAGGAGUGCCAACAGUGUGGGAACAGUGUCUGCAUAAUCUCUGCAUGGUAUGAUGGAGUAAUGAGUUCAACGAUACCUUGAUGUUUGCUUUUGUAUGUGGAUGGCCAUAGCUAUCGAGACACUGACUGGGCCCGUGCUUCAUGAGCUGCGGUUGUAAUAUAAAAUACUGUCAUUGUAGUACUCGUCCAAGGCUUCUGGCUCACGGUAUAUGUACAGUAUUGGCCUGGGCGUGUAUCCGUACUAUGGCUGAAGCAAUAAUGAUCAUUC
Exophiala xenobiotica is the source of this 2894-nucleotide messenger RNA. RefSeq lists its product as uncharacterized. Gene Ontology annotation, biological process: mitotic DNA replication initiation; double-strand break repair via break-induced replication; DNA replication. Lineage: Eukaryota; Fungi; Ascomycota; Eurotiomycetes; Chaetothyriales; Herpotrichiellaceae. The transcript is spliced from 5 exons. Gene Ontology annotation, cellular component: nucleus; MCM complex. Gene Ontology annotation, molecular function: 3'-5' DNA helicase activity; single-stranded DNA binding; ATP binding. Bases 46 to 2664 code for a protein of 872 amino acids. The record is from RefSeq and is a predicted model, not a curated record.